AUGACCACGUCAAUAUUAGAUAUCCCGCCAGAAUUACUCAGCCACAUUGCAAGCUAUGUUACAUCGCUUCAAUCAUUGAAAAACAUAGCCAGUCUAGACCGUCGGCUAUAUGCUAUUUUCAACCCUUUAUUAUAUCGACGAGAUGCGAGGUCAGAUCGCAGCCAGGCAAUAGAUUGGGCCGCCAAGAAUGGAGAUAUGAGGAUUUUAAGCAAAGCUUUAGACCACGGAGCUAAAAUACCUGGACCUUGCAAGGCUAAAGUCAAAUAUCACGCGGAAAGACGCCAGCGUUAUGGAGUCAAGAUCUCGAGAUAUUUUGAGUACAAAGUAUCUCAUCCAUUAUGCAUCACAGCCGAGACAGGGAACAAGGACAUAAUGGAGUUCUUGAUCUCGAAAGGAUGUGACCCAAAUAUGCGAAAUUCUGAAAAUUUAUCAGUCCUAUCCAUAGCCGUCGUUCAUGGUCAUCUUCAUUUAGUGCAAGUCUUGCUAGCGUCGGGAGCAAAUCAGUUUGGUUCCGAUUUUCCGGAUAAAUACAAUACUCCCCAAGAAAAUUACGCCCUUCAAAUUGCAGCUCAUCUUGGCAACAGUCAAAUUUUUGAUUUGCUUUUGACGCAUGACCCGUAUAAAAUACGAAAUGCCGCUGAUUUGUGGUGCUCCCUAGAAUGUGCUUUUCGAGCAAAGCACUACGGUAUCAUACCGCCACUAGUUGAAUGUGGAGUUUGUUUGAAUAGCUGUUUCUCUGAGGGAUUUCAAACGCCAUUGUCCUUAGCUGUCGAGUCUGGAGAUUGCAACCUCGUUAAAUUUCUUUUGGAUAGCGGGGCUGACCCCAGCUUCACUAUCCUUUCCCAAUGGGACAGCUAUGGACGGCCAGCAACCUCGGUGGGGUGGAAAGGGGAAACGGCGUUAUCCAAGGCUGUCAUACGACGCGAUGAAGCCAUGGUGCAACUUUUAAUGGAAGGUUCUGAUCGAAUCACCCGGACCCGUGCGUUAUCUCUCAGCAUGGAUCAGCUUGAUGCACGUAUUUCCAAUAUUAUCUUGUCCCAAGGAGGCGCCGUUGAAUUUGAAAACCAGGACUAUCGGCGGUACCCACAUUACAGAAAUCAGGAAGGAGCUGAUUAUGACAUGAUUAAUCCGAUCGUGCGGGCUAUUAAUUCCGGAAAUGUGGAUAUGGUGCGACUUUUGGUCAGUGAGAAAGGUGCCUCUGUAAAUGUUUGGUAUCAAGGAUUGUAUCAUUCACAAUCAUCACGCUCAGAAGGCUCCGCAUUCCAACUAGCAAUUGAUUUAGGCCAUAUUGAUAUUAUUCAUUUUCUCCGGGGCCAUGGGGCACAGGAGGGCGGAUAUGGAAGCUAUUGGACCACCAUUUUUGCAUUGUCCUUGACGGAUUGA
Molecule: messenger RNA, 1383 nt
Organism: Penicillium angulare
Lineage: Eukaryota; Fungi; Ascomycota; Eurotiomycetes; Eurotiales; Aspergillaceae
Exons: 1
Coding region: 1-1383 (460 amino acids)
Molecular function (GO): protein binding
Source: RefSeq, a predicted model, not a curated record